AUUGUAAGCCAAGAGAGUUCCUUCUCAGAGAGAGCAGUUUGAGCUUCUAUCUUAAUUCUAUCUGCGACUGCAAGUUAUGUUAGCCCAGGAUUCAGCUCCCACUACUACCUUCACAAAUGGAUUUUCUAAUGACGAUGUGUUUCUCAACUUCCGGGGCGAAGAUACUCGUAAGAAUUUCACUGGCUUCCUUAAUUUAGCUUUGAAAGACAAAGGAAUCGAUGUGUUUAUUGAUAGUAAAAAGUUGUGGACUGGAGAAGCCAUUGGCCCAGUCUUGCAUUGAGCUAUUGAGGGCUCCAAAAUCUCCAUCCCUGUCUUCUCUAAAGGAUAUGCCCAUAGUAAAUGGUGCCUGAUGGAACUUGCUCAGAUUCAUCUAUGCCACAUUUCCAAAGGUCAACUGGUCUUUCCCAUAUUUUUCUUCGUUGAGCCAUCACAUGUUCGGAAUCAGAUCGGAAGUUUUGAAAAAGCAUUUCAGAAGCAUGAGAAGAAUUUUCAACCCCACAUCAUAGAGAGUUGGAAGAAAGCUUUGAGGGAGAUAGGAAACUUGAAAGGAGAAAUCAUUGACAAAAAUAAGGAUCAAGCAGAGAUAGUUGAAUUAGUUGCCAAAAGGGUUUUAGAUGAACUGGUUAGUAGCACAUACUUGGCUGAAUGUAAAUACCCGAUUGGCAUAGAUUCUCGUGUAGAAGAUCUAUUAUCUUUAUUAAGCAUUGGUUCUCAUGAUGUUCAAUUCAUAGGAAUAUGUGGUUGGAGUGGAAUUGGGAAGACAACCAUUGCUAAGGCUGUCUAUAACCGCUAUCGUUCAGCCUUUAAUAAGCAUAGUUUUGUUUCAGAUGUUUGUAAACAAGCAAAGCAAUGCAUAGAUCUUGCUUCUUUGCAGAAGCGAGUACUUAAGGAUAUUUUCAAAGCAAGCUUUGAUAUAGGUCAUGAUCAUAGAGGAAAAAAAUUGAUGGAAGAAAGGCUUUGCAAGGAAAACGUUCUUCUUGUUCUUGAUGAUGUGGAUAGUAAAGAACAACUAGACGCUUUGGCCAGUGAACUUAAUUGGUUUGGUCAAGGAAGUCGGAUCAUAAUAACAAGCAAAGAUGAAUAUGUCUUGAAUGUGGCUAAAAUUGAUAAUGACAAAAUCUAUUGGCCUCAAGAGUUGGACCAUCAGGAAUCCCUUCAACUAUUUAGUUUGCAUGCCUUUUCAAAAGAUGAUCCUCCUGAAGAUUAUAUGAAGCUCUCACAUGAUAUAGUACGCUAUUCGAGAGGGUUACCUUCAACUCUAGAGGCAUUGGGGGAUUAUCUAUCAGACAUAAGUGACAAACAAGAGUGGAAAAAAACAUUGCAAAAAUUGAAAGCAGGUAAAGCUUCUAUCUCUAGACUUGCAUCUUUUCGCAAACAAAGAAAGAACACAUGUUGUAUGAAAAAUAAUCCCCUUAGUUGUCACCCACCACUUCAUGGAAGCUUUGGAAACACCACCACUGUUGCUAUAGCAUCUAGAAUCUUCGGAGGAUGUCUGGAUCUAAAUAACCCCAUGUCUAUUGAAAGAGAUGGAAACAAGCGAUUCACUGAUAGAGUUGGUAAGUGGCUCAAAACACCAAAUUUCAAAGCUGCGACACAUUUUCAACUAAAUAGAGGCUUGUUAUUGGGAAAACAGAUGGCUAUUAUGCAUGAAGGGGUCAAAGAAAUUGGUAAGUUUUUCACCAGCAAAGAGUUAAAGAAGGCAACCAAUAACUUCAAUGAGAGUCGAAUAAUUGGGCAAGGAGGGUUUGGUACAAUUUAUAAGGGAAUCUUACCAACCGGCCAAAUGGUUGCCAUUAAGAAAUCCAAAACGUUGGACAAUGGACAGAUUCUACAAUUUAUAAAUGAGGUUUUUAUCCUCUCUCAAAUCAAUCACAGACACGUGAUGAAGCUCUUGGGUUGUUGCUUGGAGACCAAGGUUCCAUUGUUAGUUUAUGAGUUCAUCUCUAAUGGGACCCUCUAUGAUCAUAUUCAUUGCGAGAAUCAAACAAUCUUGCUUUCAUGGGAAAAUCGUUUAAGAAUUGCUGUAGAAACAGCCGAUGCACUAUCCUAUUUGCACUCUUCUCAUUCAGUGCCUAUAAUUCAUAGGGAUGUCAAGUCUUCUAAUGUACUACUAUCUGAUAACUACGAUGUUAAAAUAUGUGAUUUUGGAGCUUCAAGAUUGCUUCCUCUGGAUGAACCUCAAAAAACAACAAUACUUCUGGGGACUCAUGGGUACUUAGACCCGGAAUGUUUGCCUACAGGUAAACUAACUGAUAAAAGUGAUGUUUAUAGUUUUGGAGUUGUUCUAGCAGAGCUUUUGACUAGUAAAAAAGCAGUUUUCAUAGACGAAUCUGGGGAAAUGAUAGCUCUAGCAAUGUAUUUUGUAUCUUCAAUGGAAGAUGGGAAGCUUUUUCAUAUUUUUGAUGGUCGAAUAGUAGAUGAUGGGAAUAGAAAACAGUUAUUUAGAGUUGCUGAGCUUGCAAGAAACUGCCUACAUGAUAGUAGGGACGACAGGCCGACAAUGAAGGAAGUCGCACAGAUGCUUGCUUCAAUCCAAAUGCUAUUUGAGGAGACUAAGCUUGGUUUAGGUGCGCCAUUACCAAGUUCUACUUCGGAUCACUGCCAACAUGAUAAGGUACAUGAAGAUUGGUUAAGAAAUGAUGAUGGGUACGAGUAUUUCACCUGCUCCUCAUUGGCUGAGACAGAUGAGUGUAAUAUUUCUUGGAGCUGGUCAACCCUCGAGCUACAUGAUGCUUGGUUAAGAGACGAUGAUUGGGACGAGUAUUUCACCUGCUUCUCUUUGGCUAAUACAAUAAGUAUCAGAACUGAAUCGGCUUGGGUAAGAUUUGAUGAUUCUAAUGGGGAAGUAUGUUCCACCAGCACCUCAUUUGUUAGUACAGUUGGGUGUGAUGAGUUAUCUGAGGUGAUCAAUCCUCAAGGUGAGUUACAAGGAAGCACCAUUUUCAAUUAUUGGAUUCAGCUGCUUACGUUCUUAAAAAAUUUCUUCCACUCGAUUGCUGACUAUUGUGUAUUGUGA
This is a messenger RNA of Macadamia integrifolia, 3016 nucleotides long. RefSeq lists its product as uncharacterized. The transcript is spliced from 4 exons. Gene Ontology annotation, biological process: protein phosphorylation; cell surface receptor signaling pathway. Bases 350 to 3016 code for a protein of 888 amino acids. NCBI's taxonomy places the organism in Eukaryota, Viridiplantae, Streptophyta, Magnoliopsida, Proteales, Proteaceae. Gene Ontology annotation, molecular function: ADP binding; ATP binding; protein serine/threonine kinase activity. The record is from RefSeq and is a predicted model, not a curated record. Gene Ontology annotation, cellular component: plasma membrane.